Tarenaya hassleriana is the source of this 2523-nucleotide messenger RNA. Its product is annotated as proton pump-interactor 1. The transcript is spliced from 8 exons. Bases 303 to 2252 code for a protein of 649 amino acids. The record is from RefSeq and is a predicted model, not a curated record. Lineage: Eukaryota; Viridiplantae; Streptophyta; Magnoliopsida; Brassicales; Cleomaceae.
GAGGGGGGGCAAUUGCGGGCUUUUUUUUUUUCAGAAAUCGACGAUGUAUUUAGAUUGAGAUCUGACCAAAGCUUCCAUUUUGAUACAAAAUCUUCAGGGACGAAUAUUUUCGAGGUCCUUUCUCCAAAAGGGUCUUCUGUUAUCUUCUUCCAGAUCUCUCUCUCUCUUUCCAUUUCUCGAUUUUCUGAUCGAUCAUCCGAGAUUUCUUGCUAUUUGACUUGGGGAGAUGAUCUGGGUUUGUUUCGAUUUCACUGCUUUGUGGUAAAGGUUUGAUCUUUCGGCAGGGUUUCGUGUUCUGAACAAUGGGCGUUGAAGUUGGGAAGUCUGACGGAUUCGAGGUUGCUCCUGCACCUUUUGAGGGCAAACCCGAGCAAAACGGGAAGUUCGAUCACGGAAAAGGGGACAAAGUCUCGAUCAAGUUCGGGUCUCAUGACGAAACUAGCAAAGGGGAUGAAAACAUUAGCAGUGUAUUCAGCUCCGACGCCCCGAAAGAUGCGGCCGAAGAAUGGCCCGCGGACAAGCGGAUCCACACCUAUUACUUUGUAAGGUAUCGCCCUUACGAGGACCCGAAAAUAAAGGCUAAGCUUGAACAGGCGGACAAGGAGCUUCAGAAACUGAACCGUGCCCGUGCUGGAAUCGUGGAUGAGUUAAAAUCUAAGAGGGCUGCGAGAUCGGAGUUAUUCGAUCAGCUGGAGCCGUUGAAAAACGAGCGUAAGGGAUUCAAUACCAUUUUUGAUGAGAAGAGAAAGGAAAUGGAGCCAUUGCAGCAGGCAUUGGGAAAGCUGAGGAGCAACGAAGGCAGUGGGGCCCGUGGAGUCGGCCUCUGUUCCUCCGAGGGAGAGCUGAACAAUAUGGUACGGUCUUAUUUCAAACCGCAAAUACGUACACGUAUUUGCUUUAUUAUUCUUUCGUUAUAUCAUCAUGAGUUGACUGGAAAAAAAAUGCAGAUAUACAGCUUACAAUAUCGUAUACAACACGAAAGCAUCUCGUUGAACGAGGAGAAGCAGAUCCUGAAAGAGAUCAAGCAGUUCGAGGGCACGAGGGAGAAGGUCAUUGCCAAUGCGGCGAUGAGAGCCAAGAUCAAGGAGUCUUUGGGUCAGAAAGACGAUAUCCAAGAUCAAGUUAAUUCGAUGGGAGCUGAUUUGGACGGAGUGAAAAAGGAGCGGCAAGCAAUUUCGGCCAAGAUUAAUCAGCUGAGCGAAAAGGUGAAAGCUAUUAAAGACGAGAUUCAAUCGUUAGAGAACGACCUGAAGAUUGUGACCGAGAAGAGGGACAAAGCCUUUGCUAACAUUCAAGAUCUCAGGAAGCAGCGUGAUGAGACGAAUGCAAACUUUUACCAAAGCCGGGCUGUCCUGAACAAAGCUCGGGAAUUGGCUGCGCAAAAGAACGUAAAGGAUCUCGAGGCGCUGUCACAAGCCGAGGUCGACAAGUUCAUGUCCCUCUGGUGUAGUAAGAAGAACUUCAGAGAAGAUUACGAGAAAAGAAUAUUGACAUCGUUGGAUGCUAGGCAGCUGAGCCGAGACGGGCGUAUUAGGAACCCCGAAGAGAAGCCGCUAGUCACACCAGAGGCACCGUUGUCGAGGGAAACGGCCGAGGUUGCACCUAAAGCCAAGGUUAAACCGAUGAAGGAGGAGGAUGCGGAUUCUGCCCAGAAGACACAGAAAGCAACCAAAGACACAGGCAAAGCAAAGGAGGCCAAGUCCAAGCCCGACCAUCAGGAUACUGUGGAUGACAAUGAUGAUGGUGAAGAUGAAGUGUAUGGACUGGGAAAACCGAAGAAGGAAGAGAAGAAGGAGGUGGAUGCAGCUACGUUGAAGGAGAUGAGAAAACAGGAGGAGGCGGCGAAAGCCAAACAAGCAAUGGAGAGGAAGAAGAAACUGGCAGAGAAAGCUGCUUCGAAAGCGGCCAUAAGAGCUCAAAAGGAAGCGGAGAAGAAAGAAAAGGAGCGUGAGAAGAAAGCGAAGAAGAAAGGUGGCGUUUCAACUAAUGACGAGGCAGAGGCAGAGGCAGAGGAAGUGGAUGAUGAAGGUCCCGAGCAUGGGAAGAAGGAAGAGGAAGCUCCGGUUGAAGAGGAGAGGAAACCCGAGAAGGAGAAGCCGAUAAGGAGCAGAGUCCGCCGCCCGAGAGGGCCGGAGACCCUCCCGAGGGCGAUCUUGAAGCGGAAGAAGUCGACGAACUACUGGUUAUAUGCUGCUCCUGCAGCUGUCGUGGUCCUCAUCCUUCUGGUCCUUGGUUACUUCUAUGCUCUCUAAAGAUCAAAUGGAAAACAGAAACUAGGACAGCAGACGAAAGGAUGAGGAAGUGAGCGAGCAGAGAGAGAGGUUAUGAGCUCGUUUUUUGUAGCGUGGGAUGUUGCAAAGGUUUCUUUUCGAGUUCUUGUUCUUUUAGUCGUCUUGGAGGGACGGGCGAUCAACUCAUAAGCCUUGAAUCGUUUACGUAUCUGUAGACUUUUCCAAGUUUUCCUUCUUGUUGCUGUAGCUUGACGAUGUUACUUGAGGAAGAGAAACAAUACUUGCGUUUUCA